ACUUAAGGUCUCCUGCAGGGACUAUGUGAGAAGCGAGCCCGGCCGGGAGUGGGCUAAGCGCGGGCCUCCUUUACCAAGAUGGCCCCGCGGCGGCGGCCAUCUUGGUAAAGGCAGAAGCGGCGGCCAGCGCUAUGGCUGACGCUGGCAGGGCUCCCAGAUCAGAAGGUCACAAUGAGUAGGUGAUGGGGCAACCAGGAGCGAACUCAGCUGAGCGCUGGGCCCCAGGGCGCGCGGCCGGGGGUCGCCGGCUGGGCCGCAGGCCAGGCGACGGCUCGCCCCAAAGAUGGUAAGGCGGCGAGUACUGAGGCGCUGCCUGCAGCUGCUGACGCCUCCGCAGGAGCCGGCGCGACGGGGUCGAAGGCGGAGGCACCCGAGCACCGGCCGCUGCGGCCAUUCCCGCUGCGUGGGGGCGCUGUGGCCUGGAGUGGAGGAGCAGCAAAGACAGCGGACGAAGCGCGCCCGGCCGGUGGCACCGCGCACCAGUUCUUCAAAGGACAUGGAUGAAAAUGAAAGUAACCAGUCCCUGAUGACAAGCAGCCAAUAUCCUAAAGAAGCAGUAAGAAAACGCCAAAAUUCAGCACGGAAUUCUGUAGGAAGUGAUUCUUCUAGGUUUUCCAGGAAAAGUUUCAAACUGGAUUACAGACUAGAGGAAGAUGUAACUAAAUCAAAGAAAGGAAAGGAUGGGAGAUUUGUUAACCCUUGGCCAACAUGGAAAAGCCCCUCUCUUCCAAAUGUUCUCAGAUGGCUGAUAAUGGAAAAAGAUCACAGCAGCAUUCCAUGUUCCAAAGAGGAACUUGAUAAAGAACUCCCAGUGCUUAAGCCAUAUUUUAUCGAUGAUCCCGAAGCAGUUGGAGUUAGGGAAGCUGGCUUAAGAGUCACAUGGCUGGGACAUGCAACGGUAAUGGUGGAAAUGGAUGAGCUCAUAUUUCUCACGGACCCCAUCUUUAGCUCUCGUGCUUCACCUUCACAGCACAUGGGUCCAAAGCGUUUUCGUCGUGCCCCAUGCACUAUAAGUGAACUCCCCCCGAUAGAUGCAGUCCUUAUCAGUCACAACCACUACGACCACCUGGACUACAAUUCUGUUGUUGUUCUGAAUGAACGAUUUGGUAAUGAGUUGAGGUGGUUUGUGCCUUUGGGUCUCCUCGACUGGAUGCAAAAAUGUGGCUGCGAGAAUGUGAUUGAGUUGGACUGGUGGGAGGAGAACUGUGUCCCUGGACAUGAUAAGGUCACCUUUGUCUUUACACCUUCCCAACACUGGUGUAAAAGGACUCUAAUGGAUGACAACAAGGUUCUCUGGGGCAGCUGGUCUGUCUUGGGCCCUUGGAAUCGAUUUUUUUUUGCAGGAGACACUGGUUAUUGCCCUGCUUUUGAAGAAAUAGGAAAAAGAUUUGGACCUUUUGACCUUGCCGCUAUUCCCAUUGGAGCAUAUGAACCAAGGUGGUUUAUGAAAUACCAGCAUGUAGACCCAGAAGAAGCUGUAAAGAUUCACAUUGAUGUUCAAACAAAGAAAUCUAUGGCAAUUCACUGGGGUACUUUUGCCUUAGCAAAUGAGCAUUACUUAGAGCCUCCAGUGAAACUGAAUGAGGCUCUAGAAAGAUAUGGAUGUAAGACUGACGAUUUUUUUGUCUUGAAGCAUGGAGAAUCAAGGUACCUAAAAACCGAUGAUGAAAACUUCGAAUAAAUAUGAACACAGGAGCUUUUAAUGCAACAAGCAUCAUCUGCUAUAAAUUUGAAAAGACUAAGAAGUUCAUGAUUAUGUUUUGUUACAUUGGGAAACAACUUCUGCAAGUUUUUGUUUUAUGUUUUGUGUACUAACUUGCUUACUAAUAUGAUUGCCAGUUCAUAUAAGAGAUCAAGUAUGGGUCACUUAAAUAAUGAAUUGGCAUAUGUUGAUUUUAAAUCUUGUCUCAAUGGUAUAAGCAUUGAAUGGAAUUUUUUUUUACUUAAGUAUUAUACUUUAGUGGUAGAAUUUUCUGAGGUUAUGAAAAACUUAUUUUAAAGACUCAUUCCUGUUCUGUUCUUAAAGAUCUUCUGCAAGGUGAGUCAAGGCUGUCUAUAUACAUAGGUUUUUUUUUUAGAGGCCUGCUCACAUAAACAUACUUUUUAUAUUCAUAUUAAUGAGGAAAUUCACUCCCACAUGCUUAUAGCAGUUCUUGCUCUACUAAAAUUAGCUUAUAUGCCAAAUAUUGAUAUCUUUUUUUAACCAUAAAAAUGGGAGUUUGGGCUAAGUUGCCAUUUUUAAAGACUUCAUUUUUUAAAAGAGGGGAGCAGUAUAUUCUAUUGCAUGUCUACAAUCCCCCAAUCAAAAGCCCUGAGUUGGAAAG
Molecule: messenger RNA, 2324 nt
Organism: Pteropus alecto (black flying fox)
Lineage: Eukaryota; Metazoa; Chordata; Mammalia; Chiroptera; Pteropodidae
Gene: NAPEPLD
Product: N-acyl phosphatidylethanolamine phospholipase D
Exons: 5
Coding region: 284-1681 (465 amino acids)
Biological process (GO): N-acylphosphatidylethanolamine metabolic process; N-acylethanolamine metabolic process
Cellular component (GO): membrane-bounded organelle; cytoplasm
Molecular function (GO): zinc ion binding; N-acylphosphatidylethanolamine-specific phospholipase D activity
Source: RefSeq, a predicted model, not a curated record